AUGUAUGUUAACUUGCUGGCUUGGGGAGAGAGUCUGCUUCUGUACUGCAGGUCAACCAGUGGUCCCACCAAGUCUGGCCCUGCUUCUGGCAGCAACCGUCAACUUCAGCAGACUCAAAACCAAGUCAAUGAGGUGGUGGAUAUCAUGAGAGUGAACGUGGACAAGGUUUUGGAAAGAGAUCAGAAGCUAUAUGAGCUGGACGACCGUGCUGAUGCCUUGCAAGCAGGAGCAGCCCAGUUUGAAACAAAUGCUGCCAAACUGAAAAGAAAAUACUGGUGGAAGAACUGUAAGAUGUGGGCCAUAUUGAUAGCGGUGGUUGUUGUUAUCAUCAUUAUCAUCAUCGUUUGGAGUGUAUCCUCAUGAGCUUCUGGAGGAAACCCUGAAUUCAACAAAGCUGUUUCAGCAAGGAAACUCUAGUCUCUUACGUCAGACUUGCUGUAUUGCCAAGCUUCUUGUGGUUGCACAAAUCAAACACUUUUUUUGAUAGCGGAAGUAUUACAUUUUCUGUAGAUUAUGUGCCUUUAUAUAAACGAUGCACUCUAAUUUGUAAUGCUGUUAAAACUGGCUGAGUUAAGAUAUGUGUAAACC
Euleptes europaea (tarantolino) is the source of this 588-nucleotide messenger RNA. It is a transcript of the gene VAMP3, whose product is annotated as vesicle associated membrane protein 3. Gene Ontology annotation, biological process: vesicle-mediated transport; vesicle fusion; SNARE complex assembly. The coding region runs from base 1 to 363 and encodes 120 amino acids. The record is from RefSeq and is a predicted model, not a curated record. Gene Ontology annotation, molecular function: SNAP receptor activity; syntaxin-1 binding. Lineage: Eukaryota; Metazoa; Chordata; Lepidosauria; Squamata; Sphaerodactylidae. The transcript has 5 exons. Gene Ontology annotation, cellular component: SNARE complex; plasma membrane.